Lindgomyces ingoldianus is the source of this 963-nucleotide messenger RNA. RefSeq names its product Aldo/keto reductase. The transcript is spliced from 3 exons. The record is from RefSeq and is a predicted model, not a curated record. Lineage: Eukaryota; Fungi; Ascomycota; Dothideomycetes; Pleosporales; Lindgomycetaceae. Bases 1 to 963 code for a protein of 320 amino acids. Gene Ontology annotation, molecular function: aldose reductase (NADPH) activity. Gene Ontology annotation, cellular component: cytosol.
AUGCCUCCUCUCAUCGAGCUGAGCGACGGCAAUAAGAUGCCUCAAGUAGGAUUGGGCCUGUGGAAAAUGGACAACGCAACUUGCGCGGACGUCAUAUAUAGAGCCAUUAAGGACGGGUACAGGUUGUUUGAUGGUGCCUGCGACUACGGAAACGAAGUCGAGGCAGGCGAAGGUAUAGCCCGAGCCAUCAAAGAUGGCCUCGUCAAGCGAGAAGACCUCUUCAUCGUCAGCAAGCUCUGGAACUCAUUUCAUGAUCCUGAACAAGUCGAGCCGAUUUGCAGAAAGCAGCUCAAAGACUGGGGUGUAGAUUACUUCGACAUGUACUACAUCCACUUCCCCGUUUCCCUGAAAUACGUUGCGCCGGAGACGCGAUAUCCGCCGGGGUGGUUCUACGAUGGCGAGAAGGAGGUUGUGCACGGAAGCGCGACAUUGGAGAGCACUUGGAAAGCAAUGGAGGAGCUGAAGAAAACUGGCUUGGCUAAGAGCAUUGGGGUGUCCAAUUACACUGGCGCGCUGCUGUUGGAUCUUUUCACAUAUGCGACCACCAAGCCUGCCGUGCUCCAGAUCGAGCACCACCCCUAUCUCGUGCAGCAGAACCUGCUGGACCUCUGCAAACUGAACGGCAUUAAGAUUGUUGGAUACUCGUCAUUUGGCCCCCAGUCUUUCCGUGACUGCGAUAUGAAGCUUGCGGAAGACGUCACGCUUCUUUUCGACCAUCCUGUCAUCACCAAAAUCGCCAUCAAAUACCGCAAGACCGCCGCGCAGGUGCUGCUAAGAUGGGCCACACAGCGAGGAAUCUCCGUCAUUCCGAAAAGUAAUACUCAGGAUAGGUUGAUUGAGAACCUGGACGUGACGAGUUUCGAUUUGGAACAGGCGGAGAUUGAUGAGAUUUCAGGGCUGGACAAGGGACUUAGGUUUAACAGCCCACUCAACUACGGCAUCCCAGUCUACAACUUCGCCUAG